AUGCACCCAUCAGUUGUUAGACUUGUGAAACCACGUCGUCCAGAGAGAAUCACCUCCCCUAUACUCCCACCGCUCCCAUUAUACCGUGCAAUCUUACGUGCCCACCACCGCAAGUUGCCCCAAGAGUUGCGGUACUUGGGCGACCAGUAUGUGAAAAAGGAGUUCAAAGACCAUAAAAAGAUCGACAACCCCCUCCACAUCGUCGGCUUCUUAACCGAAUGGCAAGACUACUUGAAACAGAUCGACGGCGGGUCUUGGCUGCACGGAAAGUUGAGUAAAGAUGAUCUCGACAAAAUGUCGCCUGAACAAAUCGGACAGCUACACGAAUUGAUGGAAGCAACAAAGAAAAUCGGUGAAGAAAGUAUAUAG
Messenger RNA from Candida albicans SC5314, 369 nucleotides. RefSeq lists its product as uncharacterized. The transcript has a single exon. Lineage: Eukaryota; Fungi; Ascomycota; Pichiomycetes; Serinales; Debaryomycetaceae. Gene Ontology annotation, cellular component: mitochondrion; mitochondrial intermembrane space. Gene Ontology annotation, biological process: succinate metabolic process; mitochondrial respiratory chain complex II assembly. The coding region runs from base 1 to 369 and encodes 122 amino acids. The record is from RefSeq and is a predicted model, not a curated record.